AGCCUACAGAUGCAUAUAUAAAAUCUCGUAGCCGCCAAGAAAAACCCUAACCCUAGCAUUUUGAUCUCCAGCGAGCUCGAGCAAUGGAGGCGGCCAGGACUGUGAAAGACCUCUCACCUCAUGAUUUCGUGGCCGCGUAUUCCGCCCAUCUCAAGAGAUCUGGAAAGAUGGAACUACCUCAAUGGACGGAUAUUGUGAAAACUGGGAGGUUUAAGGAGCUUGCUCCUUAUGACCCUGACUGGUACUAUAUUAGAGCUGCUUCAAUGGCUAGAAAAAUCUACAUAAGGCAAGGUAUUGGGGUUGGCGGCUUUCAGAAAAUCUAUGGAGGUCGCAAGAGGAAUGGAAGCAGGCCUCCUCACUUCUGCAAAAGUAGUGGUGCUAUAGCUCGCAACAUCUUGCAACAGUUGCAGGCUAUGAAUAUCAUUGAAGUUGAUCCAAGCGGAGGGAGGAAAAUUACUUCCCAGGGACGGCGCGAUCUUGAUCAAGUUGCUGGUCGGAUUUUGGUUGCACCAUGAGCUUCGACAGUUCCUGAUAUUAGUCCUUUUGAGAAGAGAUCUAUUGUUAGUUUAAGAGAGGUGUUUUUUGGCACUAAGGGUCUUUUCUGUUUUUCAAAUGUAGCUCUCUGCUUGAAAUUUUAAUGUUACUCUGUGAAAACUAUGUUUGCUUGUUAUAUCAUUUGGAACUCCGCUUAUAGCUUCAAUAUUUGCAAUGACAUGUGUUAUCUUGGCCUCAGUGGGUAUGUUUAA
Molecule: messenger RNA, 746 nt
Organism: Asparagus officinalis (garden asparagus)
Lineage: Eukaryota; Viridiplantae; Streptophyta; Magnoliopsida; Asparagales; Asparagaceae
Product: 40S ribosomal protein S19-like
Exons: 4
Coding region: 84-515 (143 amino acids)
Biological process (GO): translation; ribosomal small subunit assembly
Cellular component (GO): cytosolic small ribosomal subunit; ribosome
Molecular function (GO): RNA binding; structural constituent of ribosome
Source: RefSeq, a predicted model, not a curated record